CCCUCCUUUGAGACCUACGACCGUGUAUAUUAUUUCUCACGUUGAUAGUUGUUGUCAUACCAAAGUGCUGCUCGAACUCUGCACAAUGACGUCUGAAGAGAAUUGGGAGAAGAUUGCCGCGGCGAAGCGGGCUGCUCUCGCGGAACAAAUCCCGCCCGAAUACCGCGUCCCGAAAGACCAAUUACCACCAGAAUCGCAGCUCGACGUUACGACGUGGCCCAAGGAAUCUGGGUGGUUCUCUCCAAGGGAGCUAGAGAUCACCGGUAGCACUGCAUCGCGAAUCCUGAAGCAAAUUGCGUCGAAAGAAUGGAGUUCAGAGGAGGUGACACGAGCAUUCUGCAAGCGUGCUGCUGCAGCCCAGCAAUUGACAAACUGCCUUAGUGAUGCCUUCUUCGAGGAGGCGAUACAAAGCGCCAAACAUCUCGAUGAUCACCUCCAGCGAUCCGGCAAGCUCGUGGGACCGCUCCAUGGCUUGCCAAUCUCUCUCAAAGAUAACUUCAAUAUCAAAGGCAGGGAUAGCACUGUGGGCUUCACCUCCCUGGUCAACAAGCCAGCAGAGUACAACGCGACAUUAGUAGAUAUCUUGGAGAGGCUUGGCGCGGUGCGGUACUGCAAAACCAAUGUACCCACAGCUAUGAUGAUCGCGGAAUCGGUAAACAACACGUUCGGGCGGACGUUGAACCCACUGAACCGCAAAGUCACAUCUGGCGGAUCUUCAGGCGGUGAAUCAGCCCUCAUCGCUUUCGGUGGCAGCGCUCUCGGAGUCGGGACCGAUAUUGGCGGUAGCUUACGUAUACCAGCAGCAUGCACGGGCAUAUUCACUCUUCGUCCGUCUUUCGGUCGCUUUACCACACAGCGAUGUAGAUCCGGCCUCGCGGGUCAAGAAGCUGUCCAGAGCGUAAAUGGACCGAUGGCAAAGACCCUUGAAGAUAUCACAAUGUACUCGAAAGCUAUUGUAGAUGCGCAGCCCUGGCUAGUGGAUCCAAAGAUGCUGCCAAUACCGUGGCGGCAAGUAGAGCUAAAGAAAAGGCUCAAAAUCGCUGUGUUGUGGAACGAUAAUGUGUGUAUGCCUACACCUCCAGUAACAAGAGCUCUUACGGAGACUGUGGAAAAGCUGAAAAAGGCUGGCCAUGAGAUUAUUGAUUGGGACCCUAAGUUACAUGCUACAGCGCUGGGCCUUCUGGGCCGAAUGUUCGUCGCAGAUGGUGGCAAGAGCGUCGAAGCAUUACUCGCCCCAACGGGUGAGCCGUACCGACCAGAAAUGGUUCAAUACAAGGACGCCAAAGACUCUGGCGUUUUUGAGCUGUGGAAGCUGCAUACAGAGCGAUCCGAGUUACAGCGCCAGUAUCUUGAGCAAUGGAUGUCAUACGAUGGACUCGAUGCUGUUUUGGCACCUACUACGCCGUACGCAAGCGUUCCACAUGGCGACUUCAAAUAUGUUGGGUAUACUGGAGUCUACAACGUUGUCGACUAUGCUACUGUGUCGUUCCCAACCGAGAUUACUGUUGACAAGGCAAAGGAUAAGCCGGUCGCAGAUCACAAACCGCAGAGUGACUUCUGCAAGGCCGCGCAAGAUAGCUAUGACCACGAGCUCGUGCACGGCUUGCCCGUCAGCCUGCAACUCAUUGCGCAGAGGCUUGAAGAGGAGAAGGUUCUUGCCAUGACUGACAUCGUACUUCAAGCCAUCAAAUCUACGGACUAAGCGGAUUUCUAGAAUGGUGUGCACCUUGACUUGUUAUGAAAUUGCUUCAAAGAUUAUAAAGUCGGUUAUGUCGUCCGAUUUGUAGGCAUGAUCCUGAUUUGCACCUGGUCGCGAAUGCCUCCCUUGGCGGAUGCAGUUGAAGCAAGAGCAAUGAGUCUACCGUAAAGAUCACACAUACAAACAGUAACUCUCUCCCCGCUCUCACUAUAACACCACAUCCAUACCCACCUCAUUGUAUAUCCUUUCCAUCUCGCAGUCCUCCACGACCAGCUUCCUCGAGUCCGAAACCUUCGUCCUAAUUACUUCUUCGCAUCGGCACUCGGAGCUGGUCGUUUCCUAUUCUGUAGAGCUCACAAACCUCUCACUAUCACUC
Messenger RNA from Cucurbitaria berberidis CBS 394.84, 2075 nucleotides. RefSeq names its product amidase. Lineage: Eukaryota; Fungi; Ascomycota; Dothideomycetes; Pleosporales; Cucurbitariaceae. The transcript is spliced from 8 exons. The record is from RefSeq and is a predicted model, not a curated record. Bases 86 to 1702 code for a protein of 538 amino acids.